Molecule: messenger RNA, 1731 nt
Organism: Prunus mume (Japanese apricot)
Lineage: Eukaryota; Viridiplantae; Streptophyta; Magnoliopsida; Rosales; Rosaceae
Product: Protein phosphatase 2C family protein
Biological process (GO): protein dephosphorylation
Molecular function (GO): protein serine/threonine phosphatase activity; cation binding
Source: RefSeq, a predicted model, not a curated record
UAGUCUCUGCUUUCCCUCUUCACGCGUCUUCCCCACGACUUUGCCUCUGCCUCUACGAUCAUCUCUCUCUCAAUCUCAAUCUCUCUUUCUCUCUGUAUUUUCUGUCGCCGAACCACCAAAUUUUACACGAAAAAACGACUACAGGAAAAAUCCAAAACGCAGAACCCACAAUCGGAGACGGGAGUGAAACACAAUGCUGCGCUCGUGCUACAGGCCGCUUGAGCGCUGCUUCGGAUUGCGAUGUGGUGCUGGAGGAGGUGGCGAUGGGCUUUGGCACAUGGACUUGAAGCCCCACGCCUCCGGUGACUACUCGAUCGCUGUGGUUCAGGCCAAUUCGAAUUUGGAAGAUCAGGGUCAGGUCUUCACCUCUCCCUCUGCGACCUAUGUUGGUGUUUAUGACGGCCAUGGCGGCCCUGAAGCUUCUAGAUUCGUCAACAACCACCUCUUUCCUUAUUUACACAAAUUUGCCACGGAGCAAGGUGGGUUGUCGCCGGAUGUGAUUAAGAAGGCGUUCAGCGCCACUGAGGAUGAGUUUUUGCGUCUGGUGAAGCGAUCUUUGCCAGUGAUGCCGCAAAUUGCUUCGGUAGGGUCGUGUUGCCUUGUGGGUGCGAUAUCGGAUGAUGUUUUGUAUGUGGCCAAUCUCGGGGACUCCAGAGCAGUCCUUGGCCGGAGAGUUUCGGAGAGUAAGAGGAGUGCGGUGGUGGCAGAACGCUUGUCCACUGAUCACAAUGUAGGAGAUGAGCAGGUCAGGAAGGAGGUCGAAGCACUCCAUCCAGAUGAUGCGCAUGUGGUGGUGUAUACUCGUGGGGUUUGGAGAAUAAAGGGCAUAAUUCAGGUGUCAAGAUCUAUUGGGGAUGUUUAUCUAAAGAAGCCUGAGUUCAACAGAGACCCAAUAUACCAGCAAUUUCUGAAUCCCGUUCCUAUGAAGCGGCCAGUGAUGACAGCAGAGCCGUCAAUCAUUACUAGGAACCUUAAGCCACAGGAUUCAUUUUUGAUAUUUGCAUCAGAUGGCCUCUGGGAACAGUUGAGUGAUGAAGCAGCAGUAGAAAUUGUUUUCAAAAACCCUAGAGCUGGUAUUGCAAAGAGAUUAGUAAGGGCUGCUCUUCAUGAGGCUGCAAAGAAGAGGGAGAUGAGAUAUGAUGACAUAAAGAAAAUUGAAAAGGGAGUAAGGCGUCACUUCCAUGAUGACAUCACUGUUAUUGUAGUCUAUCUUGAUCACCAUAAAAGCUCCUCGAAGCAUAAAAUUAAGCACAGUACUCUUGGUUCUACCAGAGCACCUGUUGAUAUUUUCUCGGUUAGUGCAGAUGAUGCAGAACAGGGUCUGCAUCACAUCGUUUAGUGAACGAAAGAAAACCCUUGAAUGGUUGAUACCCUAGCAUAGUGUAGUUCAGUAGUUGAAAUAAUCAAAAAACAUGUGAAUAAGGUUAGGUUUAUUUGUUUUUUUUUUUUUGUGGAUUGGUUGGGGUAUAUUAGAUGAAUUUUAUAGCAUAGGUAUACAAGCACUUCUUAAUGCAGACUGGGAGUAAAUUUCUGCAACUGAAGGUCUUUUUUUUUUUUUUCCUUUUUUUUCCUCUUUUUUUUUUUUUUUUUUUUUUUUUUUUUUUUUUUUUUCACUUCAUGUUUUUUGGCUGGCUCAGACAGCCUGCAAACUCCAGAGAAGUUGUAGCACCAAUUUUGUGAUCUUCUUCCCCUCCCCCCAAAAUAUUCUAAUGACAGGUUCUGUUCUAUUGA